Messenger RNA from Notodromas monacha, 1293 nucleotides. The record is from the annotation of a GenBank genome assembly. Lineage: Eukaryota; Metazoa; Arthropoda; Ostracoda; Podocopida; Cyprididae.
GAGGGUUUGAAGUGGACGAUCUCUGCAUGUUGGCGACCGGGUGUGGAAUUCAGGAAUUCACGCCCUUCUUGGGGUUUUAUUCCUGGUCGGAACUGUGCAAGGAAGAGACGGAAGAUCGCGAACAUCUAGUUAGGAAAGUGAAGGUUAAAAGGUGUCGGGGUGAGUCUGCAAGGCGUAUUUCUCGACACAGGGUCGUUCCGAAUCGGAAUAUUUUUCAUCAGUCGCACCCUUCAUCGGCCUCGUUGUUCGUGAGACUGCGAACUAAUGCCGUUCGCAAAUGUUUCUUCUCUUAUGGGCUAAGUUUAGAACACGGUGUAGAAUUCGUGAUCGUUGGUGAUAAAUAGUGUCUGUAGGGUGUGGCUUCUUACACUGAUGGACAAGUUACGAAGAGUCCUCGCCGGCCACGAAGAUGACGACGAAGAGCGAGGCCUGACGGCGGAGAUAAUGGACGGAAUGAGCUGGAGUUGGAGCACUCGGGUCAAAGGAUUUAUCGCUUGUUUUGCCCUUGGUUGGGUCUUCACUUUUCUCGGAACAUUUUGUCUGUGGCUGCCGUUGCACAACAGUCUCGUGGCCUUCGCAGUCUUCUUCACCUUUGGAAACAUAGUUUCUGUUUUCAGCACGUUUUUUCUCAUGGGCCCGAUGAAACAGUUGAAGAAAAUGGCGGAGGAAACCCGUAUAAUCGCCACUGCUGUUAUGGUACUGUCUGUGCUCCUCACCUUGCUUGCUGCAUUUCAUUGGAAGAAACGGGCCCUUUGUCUCUUGUUCGUCAUCAUGCAAUUUUGUGCGAUGCUGUGGUAUUCGUUAUCAUUCAUCCCGUAUGCACGAAAUGCCGUGAAAAGUUGCUUGUCGGGAAUUCUUGGGUGAAACCGACGUUUCAGUCGUCCGCUUCCAGUGGAAUGAUGGAUUCCGUUCUCUUGUAAAAGGCGUACGUCUGUGAUCGUUGCACCGAAAAACCUGAAAACAGCUUCUGUGCCUUCGUUGUUGAUUUCGUUCGAGCUGCCUGGCGAUACCCGUGAAACAAUAUAUUAUGACGGUAUCCUGUAAUCCCGAUCUUCCCUGUUCGAGUGAACUGUUCGCCAAUUCUGAAGGGAAUGCUCCCCGAACAAAUUCAUCAGAAUCCGUGCCUUCGAGAGCUUCGUUUGUAUAAUCACCUCCGCGAUGAUAAAUAUGAUCGAUUGACUCUUGCUUUCAAAAUAUUUUCCGUAUUCGGCAAGAUGUUAUUUUACUGGACCCAUUGUUGAAUCUUGGAUGGUGUCUCAUAUGGAUGAAUACAUUUUAUGUCAUUGUUAAAAA